This is a messenger RNA of Lingula anatina, 1058 nucleotides long. RefSeq lists its product as uncharacterized. Lineage: Eukaryota; Metazoa; Brachiopoda; Lingulata; Lingulida; Lingulidae. The record is from RefSeq and is a predicted model, not a curated record.
AUGAGAGUCCAGGAAGCGGCAAUAUUUGGCUUGGCCUUGUUUAGUGCACUUAAUGUCUUAGACGCAACAUCUUGCCGAUCAAAUCAAAAUCUGGAUUUUGAUAUUGACUACGAAAAUCCUUGUUCUGUGGAUGCGAUUCCUUUUCGGCAACGGAGAGGUGUGCAAUUGACUGUUUUUCCAAUGAAGAGGACCCUUUUGGCAUUGAGGCGACUUUGGAGGACAUCUUGCCACAGAAUAAAAGACGUGCUUAACAUUUAUUCAGCUGGUCUAAGUGCCAACCUCCAUACAAGCGAACUACAAUGCGAUUGGCACCAAAAUGUAAAACCACAGGGCAAGCAACUCAACUUCACAGAAGCACAAAACAUCUACCUGGCCAGUCUUUUUACAGAAAUGCUUAAAGCAACUGCAAGGUUGAAUACUGUUUACAAAUUGGAAAUUUUUACGAAGGCGGAUAGUGGAAUGGUGGAACAGUCCAUUUGCAGAUUUUCCAACACCAUGAGCGAACCUUUGUGUAAAAUCAAAAUUCUGUUAGGCGAAAAUUACAUCCCUAUCGACUCCCAGAUUCUAGAGAAAGCGAGAAAAAUACAAGACCACGUAUAUGGCGAAGAAUUACGCAGAACUGGCACCUAUACUGCACUAAAAAUCAUGACGCUGCUGCAAGAUCUUAAACGAUUUAUCGUGACUUUGACAACAAAUUCUUUGAAAUGAAAGGUCAAAACGACUCGAACAAACGGACUUUGAAACGCAUUUAUGAUUAUGCCUCAUGAUGAAGAGACUUAAAUGAAGAAAUAUUUUAUAUCAUUUUUCGCACAUUUUAUUUUGAUAAGUUUAUUUACACAUUUUAUACAAAUUUAAGAUAUAUUUUUUUACAAAAGAAAUGUUUUAUGCCAAAUAAACUGUGGUAAUUGCUAAAUAGUAAUUAUACUCUAAGUGUCAAAACACGUAUUUUUGUACGUUAUUUUUAUAUGUACGUUAUUUAUAUAUUUAUUUAUGUAGAAAAAACAGAGAUCUAAAAGAAGAAUUGACAGUUUUCUUACAUCUGUAUAUGUUUAUAUAUA